GGACAGGGUUUAGAGCUCGGUUCAAGUAUUGACUGAAGAGGGAUCUAAGUGAGCGGUCAGCGGUAGCUAUUUCGAUUCUGAGGAGAAGAUCAUGGCGGGGCCGGGGAGUUCGAUGUUGUAUUCCUUCCUUCUGUUCACUGUGAUUCUCUCACUUCAAGAGAUGUAUAGAGGGAAGUUAGCAUCAACUGAGUUGUUUACGAUUCUCGGGGGAUUCAUCAGUUCCCUCUUGUUCCUUGUGCUGCUCACUUUCAUUGGCAAUUAUCAGGAAACAUGUGGCGUAAGGACUGGCUGGGGUGCUGUUAUUAUAGCAGAAGCAGUUGCUCUUAUUGCUGCUAGCACUGUCCAUCGAGUUUGUAUCACGACAUGUUUCUUGUUCUCUGCCGGAUUACUGUAUGAGGUCAACAAGCUUUCAGGGAUAAUGCUUUCCAAAAGUGAAUCUAAAACAAAAAGGCACUGAGCGGUAUUUAUUUUAAUUCACAUGUUUUGAAAUGUUUUUGUUCCCUUUUCUUCCGAGUACAAUUUAGCCAUAGUAGAAAAGAGAAGUAUCAGUUUUAAUGUAUCAGAUAUUUGUCAAACAUGGAGCUUGAAAGAUUUGAUUCAAUCAAUAGCAUUUCUGGGAUCUUGUUUA
Molecule: messenger RNA, 628 nt
Organism: Rosa rugosa (rugosa rose)
Lineage: Eukaryota; Viridiplantae; Streptophyta; Magnoliopsida; Rosales; Rosaceae
Exons: 5
Coding region: 92-457 (121 amino acids)
Source: RefSeq, a predicted model, not a curated record